Molecule: messenger RNA, 3889 nt
Organism: Galleria mellonella (greater wax moth)
Lineage: Eukaryota; Metazoa; Arthropoda; Insecta; Lepidoptera; Pyralidae
Product: lebercilin
Exons: 7
Coding region: 131-1966 (611 amino acids)
Biological process (GO): intraciliary transport
Cellular component (GO): axoneme
Source: RefSeq, a predicted model, not a curated record
ACGGGUUUACACAACAAAUCUCAUUGCAUUUCGUACGUUUAUUUUUUAUCAAAAUAAAACACAUACCUGUUUUUGAGUUUGUUUUAAUAAUUUUUAAAUGGAUAAGAAAAUGGCGCCCGUGUGUUGAACAAUGUCAGUGCUCAGUUUAAUACCUGAAGACAAGAAGAAAGAGCUCAGAAAAGAGUCGCUAGAGAGCGUAUACAGCAGCAAUUCCAGAUUAAACUUGCUGACUAAACGGAAGAGGCUAAACCCACUUACCGAGGCAAUGUCCAAUCAAUCACUCAACGGGCGUACUGACAGAUAUGUGACACAGAGGGUGCUGUCGGCGAAGACUCACCGGGUGAAGCAACUGCAGAAUCAAUUGGCAGACGCCCACUAUCAUUUGCAAGAGCUUAGCAACGAGAAUCGUAUACUGAGGGCAUUACAAAAGAAACAAGAAAUUGCUUUACAAAGAUAUGAAAAUUCAAAUGCGGAACUACCCCAAGUACUGAACUCUCACAAUGAGGAAAUGAGAGUACAGCAGAGCAAGUAUAAACAAUUGAAACAGCAAUUCAAAGAAGUGUCCCAGAAACUGAAGGAACGGGAUAUGCAACUGCAACAUUUAAAAGACGAGCACCAGCAUUUGCUUGAAUUGAGUAAAGACAGGAAUCUUCUCGAACGCGAAAAACUCCAAGCUCAAGUAGCGGACUUGACAAUUAAAGUUCAACAUCAGAAUGAGACUAUUAGCAUGUUGCAGCGUCGAAUAGCACUGGAAGCGAAGAACUUCAAGCAUCAGCUUCAAAACGAAAUCAACAAACAUAAAGACACGAGACAUGACCUGGACCUCGCUAUAAGCAAUGCUGAUAAAUUGUCUACUAUUAUAGAGAUGAAAGAAAAAAUGCUUAGUACAGCUGCUAGUCGAACCGUUAAAUCUCCAACAAAGUCAUCAUCUGCGAUGAACAUAACAAGACCAGUUAGUAAAACUAAAACGAAUCAAGAAAGCUAUAGGACAGAUGACAGAAAUAAUGAUCAUACAAUAUUAGCAAAGCUUUGUGAGAAUUCACGAAAUAUCAAUAGCGCUUUAUCUCACGAUGAAGAUACAUCUUCCUCAACUGAACCUCGAUCCCGUUAUAUUACAAGCCGAACUAACUCCACAGCUAGUCGUUCAGCUUCUAAUCAAACACGAAAAAGUUCGAAAGAAUCAUCUGAUGAAAUUCUUGAAUUAGCAAAAACUGUUCAAGACGGUAUGGCUGAUUUAGCGAUUUAUGAUGAAGAUUCAGAUUAUAAAAACUCCUCACCAGACGAGGUCCAAAAGAAGAUAGAAAUAAUGAAGGCAGACCUUCUUAACAAAAUAAAAAAUAACGAAGAACCAGUAUUGAGAACAAAAAGUUUGCUAAGAAGGGGCUCUACAGAAGAGUCUAUUGAAGAACAAAUUGAAAAAGUAGAUGAUGAUGAGCGUCCAAAGUCGAGAGGGAGGAGAAACUCUAAUGUAUCAUUUUUCGAUGGUGUUACAGUCGAAGAAACAACUACCACGGUUGCUAUUAACAAUCAAAAUAAUGCAAUCGAAGUUUUUAAGCCUAACCGCGAGAAUAGUUCUCUAGAGAGAAAACUAUUGGGAAAGCCUAUAGAUAAAUACUGUAAAGAUAUAAUUCAAGACAUAGAGAAGAGUAGUUUAGUUAUAGAUAAACAUAUGAAACAGUUUAAUAGUUCGAGAAUGGAGAGCGAUAAGCUUGUACAACAGUUGCAAGCUGUAGACAAAAUAAAUGAUUUUGUUAACUCCCAAAGCGAUAUUCCCGCAGAGGCAUUAACUGAAUUGAAUAAUAAUUUUAAAAUGCUUACAGAUCAGAUAUUUACUGAGCAAACGCCUGUACCAAGAAAAAGAUCUAUAUCGGGAAGAAGGAGUUCCAGAGAUUCUAGAACUAAUUUAAUGGGUGACGCCAAUAUGAGUAAUCAGGACUUAUUAAAUGAUCUGCUAGGAAAGAAAUGAUGUACAUUCAAUAUUUGACUAUUUGGAAUUCUGUAAUAUUGUGCGUAAAGUUAUAUGUCUAUAACCAAGAAGGUUUUGUUGAUGUAUUCUUAUGAUAGCUGAUAAUAUUUUAGGAUCGACCAUCUAUUCAUAUUCUCUCCAGUUUUUUUACAGAUUAAAUGAGAUGUAUAGAGAGAAAUAAAAGGGAACAAAGCUGAGAGUAAUUAUUUUACUACAUUCAACUCAAAAUUUGUUUUAUAACAUGGUGAAGCCUGUAGUAUCUGCAUCUUUUGUACGAAUGACCAACUUCAAGUAGCUUUGACAGAAAUCUUCUUGGCAAAGAGUAGACAAUUUUAUGAAGCUAUUAUGGUAGCAGGGACCAAUUUCUUCAAAAUUUUAAAACAUUAAAUUGUUUAGUAAAUUUUUCUUUAUAUAGCGAAUUCAGCUAGCAAGAAUACGGUUCACUUGUAAGUAGUCACGAUACUUGUAACUAGGCUUGAGUAAUAUCGAUUCUAGUCCGAUAUCUAUAUUUCGGCUACCUCUGGAUAUUGACGGCGGUAAAAUAGGUUAUCACACAUUUCGAUAUCGCCCAUACUAGUCGGAUAUUUAAAUUCAUUUUGAUCUGAUUUUUUAUUUCGAUCUAUUUAAUAAUAAAUUUUUAACAUAUUUAUCAUUGGGCUAAUGUAUAAUAUAAACACCUCUUGCUAAAUACUGGGCAUGGGUAAUAUCAAUAUCGCUCCAGUAUCGAUAUAUUGAGGUUUUCUGAAUAUUGAUCUUGAAAAAAGUUCAUCACCAAUUUCGAUAUAUCGACUUUUUUCUUUCAUUUCAAAUAUUCGAUAUAGAGCCAAUACAAUAUAUAAAUAUUUCUGAAUAUUUCCUAUCCCUACUAUGAAUUGCCCACUAUCAAAAGGUUUUAUAUAAAUAAAGUUAAUAGAAAACACAGCUCUUUACAUAUUUAUUUCAUGAAGAGAGACCCAUUUUAUAAUCUGUAUCAUUCAUUAAAGGGCACAUAAAAUUUGUACCGUGAAGCAGUUGUGUUUGCAUAGCUGUGUUUCAGUUUGAAGGGUGGGAUAUGGCGUGAAUUUACAGAGUACAGAGGAGUAACACCUGAGUCCUCAGGAAUGGCAACGCAUGGGGGGUAUCAUGGGCGAAACAGUACCUAUACUCUGUUAUGUCCAUGGUACUGCUCAUGUCUAUAGGCGACGGUUACCACUUUCCAUCAGGUGGGUCGUCAGCUUGUUUGCCAUUCUAAGUUGUAUAAAAAAAAAAGUGUUUUCAUUUAUUCAUUGCAUUUUUUCGAUUCUAGAGUAAAUUUGACUGUAUUUUUUGUAUAAUUACGUCACAUCAUCAUCAAUUAUACCAAUUUAAUGAUUUUAUUGCAAUAGAAAAGGGGUUUACAAUCAAGUCGAUAUAAUACUAAUUUUGUGUAUUGAAAUUGUCCUAUUUUUGUGGAGAAUGUUGUUAAAAAUAUAUAUUUUUAAUUACACAAAAAAAAAAAAAAAAAAACCUUUUUAGAAGCCAUUUUACGCAAACUAACAAGUUUUUUUUUUAUACAACUUGGAAUGGCUAACAAGCUGACGGCCCACCUGAUGGAAAGUGGUAACCGUCGCCUAUAGACAUGUGCAGUACCAUGGACAUAACAGAGUACACUGUUUCGCCCAUGAUACCCCCUAUGCGUUGCCAUUCCUGAGGACUCAGGUGUUAUUCCUCUGUACCCAGUAAAUUCACGCCAUAUCCCACCCUUCAAACCGAAACACAGCCAUGCAAACACAACUGCUUUACGGUUGAAACACGAAUGGGACAAAGAAGUACCCAAGCAAUCGACUUUUGUACAAAGUACUGAGAGCGUUGUGUGACUUGUUUUUUUUUCUAGUGUAUAUCUAAUGUAUCUCAUCAGAGCUUUUUUAUAUGAAUUGUUAUUUCAUAUUGUUAAUGUGAUUGAAU